UAAUAUUCAUAAAUUAUUCGUAAUGCGACGGCGUUUAACGGUCGUAAAGUUUCGGAGCUCGUCGUGAGUGUAUUGCCCAAUCACAUCCACCGGAUAGUGUUCCCGCCGUUUUGAAAAUUCACGAUUAUUAACCGUUAAAAUUUUCGUUAGAAGGACAAGCCUGUUUCUCGGAGAAAACACGGGAGGUGCUCGCAAAAAUCUUGCAAAAAGUGGUCGAAAAUCGUUCAAAUUUACGUUGUUUGCAUUGCCAAGAUGUCAAGAGGUGCGAAGCCAAAGCAAACUUCAUACGCCGAAGGAGAAGAAAUAAUGGCGAAAUGGCCUGGCAGUGCUUUAUGGUAUGAAGCGGUUGUCUUAUCGACAAACUAUGAAGGCGACCUAUUUCAACUACGGUUUCCUGAUGGUCAAGAAAACGAAGUCCCUUACUCACACUUAUCGGUAUGAAUGUUUAAAUCGUUCAAAAUAUAAUCAAAUGCAAUACAUGAUCGGAUAUUUCACUCAUUAUUUUGUACUUGAUGUAGCAAAAUUUUCACGUGUUUUGGACAAAGGCUUUGUCAUUGACUCGCUAGCUGGUAGUAGAUUAUAAAUGCUGCCUUAACAAAGGUAGUUUGAAAGGAUAUGAAGUAUUUGAGAUAUAGCACUUGUGUUCGUAGGAACAAGGUUAAAACUUGUGAUCGAAGUUAUGAUUUUUUUUGCUACAUGAAGAAAUCUGAUCAUUUUAAUAUUUUAUGUAAUGUCUGUAUAUGUUGGCGGCAUAGUUUACCUAGGAUUGGAGCCUUGGGUUUUAUAAUUUUUUGGGUUGGGAACGGUGACAAGUACAUUUUGGGAAAUUUUACUCUAUUCAAGUAAUCACUGAAUACACACAUGCAAUGCUAUAAAAUACUGAACAUCAGAAUACAGAAUACACACCAGUUUCACAAAUGGAAAGGGGCAGCAAAUAAUUCACAAUAUAAACUGGGAUAAAAAAUUUUCCCCCAUUAAGAACACACUGACUUGUCUGCAAUGGGAAGGGGUGAAACUGUCACAGCAAUUGCAGAAAAAGUCUGUGAUUGUACUUGUUAAGAUCUGUAGGUUGUUGGCCCCUCACAGCAUUGUCUACUUGUUCCACAAAAUGUGCAGGUGAUCUAACAUUGGGUUGUUCUAGAAAUUAUCCAUCCUGCCCCCAAGGAGGAAAUUUCUGCUGUCUGGAGGGGGAGGGGAGAAAAAUUUGUAUGAGGGUUAACUUCCAAUUUCCUUUGUUUGGGAGGUAUGGAUGUUUCCUGAAAUGACCCAUUCUACCUUGCCCAACUAGCAUUCAUACUUGAAUUAUAUGUAGACUUGGUUCAAGUCCGUCUCUCAACUUGGGGUUGAAAAUAGUGAUGCAUGUGAGCAAUCAAAAGACGCACAAAAAUAUGAGAGAAAAGUAGGAAGAGACAGACUUUGGAUACCCUGCAAGCGUGCCAAAUUUCACCGUCUGAUUUUUCGUAUGGAGGCAUGGCUUGCGAGUUGAGAACAACAACAAAUUUUUGCGCCAGUUUUUGCAAGUAUAACAUUCUAAAUGCUGCAAAUGUCCCAAGUCCGGACUUGAACCAAGUCUAGGAUAUAUGCUGUUAGCUCUUUCUCUCUCCAGACAGCAGAAAUUUCCUCUGUGGGGGAAGUGUGAUCUUUUCUGGAUUGUUCUAAUCAAUGUCCUAGAACAUUUUACUAGCAUGGUAUUUAGAAAUAGAUUUUACUCCCUUAUCUUCUCUUUCUUAGAAAAAGGCUCGAUUCCGAAGUCGAUCACAAUCACCAAGUAGACGGCGAAAAACUUCGCCUGGGAGACGACGUCGCUCUCGGUCAAAAUCUCCCUCGAGGAAGAAGGCUCCAUCGUCGCCACAGCGAUCACCAGGACGCCCAAAACGUGUUUCCUCUCAACAAUCCGCUGUUGUCAAGGACUUGGAUGAAAAACCAGCAACUGAGAAGGGUACUGUUACCGUUACAACAAAAACCAAAAUGUCCAAGACCCCACCUAGAACAGCUGUUGGACAACAACUUGAAGCAAGAGUGACCCGAUCUGCUUUAAAGCAAUUGGAAAAACAAGGCGUCGACACUCAAGGCAUUCGUAAAGGUCUCGGAGAAGGAUUAGAUGAACGAAAGCCUUCUAAGGCACAUGGCUAUGCAUUUGGAGGUCCUAUUGGUGUCUUCUUUUUAAUGCUUUCUCUGCCAUUGGUCGUGUUUGUAACAUAUCUAUAUUGUAACAAGAAGAAAUGCUACCGAGUUUCAGAGAUUUUGAAGAAUCCAAAGAUAAAGUUACCAUCAGCCAAAGAAUUUUUUGACCCAGAAGCAGCAGCUAUGAUCUACGGAUGGAUUGCGUUCCAAGCGUUCUUAAGCCUUUUACCACUGGGAAAAGUAAGUAUACAUCAUAGACGGAUGGGCCAUUAAAUCCUGUAGUUAUCAGUGCUGUUGCUUUUGGAAUUCUAUGAUAUCUAACCUAGUUUAUUUCCAGGUUGUUGAAGGAUUACCUCUGCAAGACAGAACAAAAUUGAAAUAUCGUCUAAAUGGUACGUCUUCAAUAACAUGUAUAUGUGUGUUUUGUACAUUCACACAACAACAGGAGCAUUUUGACGCAUUUUGAAUUUUCUUCACAGGUUUUUCCGCCCUCCUCAUCAGCCUGGCAACGUUUGCCGCUUGUCUGUACUUCAAACUGCCAAUUGCCAAGUUAAUACACGGGAAAUUCUUAGGAUUAAUAACACAUGCUCUGCUGUUGUCAUUCAUUUUGAGUGUUUUACUCUUUAUCAAAAGUUAUGUUGAAAAAACUGGCAUUUCUGUGCUGGGAAACACAGGUAAAAUUUAUUUGUAUUUUACCCCUAGGUUGUGUAAUGCUGUAUUUCUACAUAUAUUACAUACAUCAUCAGAAUAUAUACAUCUCUUUUUACCAUAUUUAUACAUGUUUACAAAAUUGCACCAAUGGCAAUAAUUCCACGAUAAUUUAUCAACAUUAUAAUGUCGACUUUAUCAUGCUGUAUUUGCUUUUUAGGAAAUCCUAUUUAUGACUUCUUCAUGGGCAGACAGUUAAAUCCUCGCAUUGGAAGCUUUGAUAUAAAGUCUUUCUGUGAACUGCGUCCUGGAUUAAUAGGUCUUGUAAGUAAAACCAUUUUCGUUACCCAAUUUAAAAACAAAAUCAUUUUUCAAUAUCAUAACUUGAUAAGUAUUUCAUUCAUUCCAGGCCAAACUUUAGGGGAGGUGCAGUAUCUGGCCCACGGCCCCCAUGGAAUGCUAGGACUUAGAAUGUAGCCUCUUAUUAAAGUCAACUACAUAUGCAUGUACUGUACACAAAUGUGUCAGCGUAUUUAUGAACUAUGAAUGUACAACUCGUCCAAUAUUGCUCUUCAUUACAUGACUACUUUAGAAGUUUAUUUCAAAAUAUUCCAUUAAAAGGGCACUUGAUACAGAGAUGAUGAAUAGUUAUCAGUUUUUCAAGUGUAGUCUCUAAGUAACGGCGUUACUUACGCGUAAAAAAUUUCACUUUGAUGAGUUGAUCUAUCAUUUAACCUCUCUCAAGGGAAGAUGCAAAAAGAGAUGCCCACCUUCCCUCAAUAUCCAGCCAUGCAUUCAUUUGCUUGUUUUUGUUUAUUUGUCAAUAAUUGUAAUGUCCAAUGUUGUUUUAACCAGGUUAUCAUCGACCUGGCAAUGUUGUUAGUCAUGUAUGAGAAAACCAACGUUGCCACAAACGGUGCACUCUUGCUCAUCUGCUCAUUCCAUUUUCUCUACAUCGUUGAUGCGCUAUGGUUUGAGGUAUUGUACAUUGCAAUCUUAUUUUAGGCAAUUUUGUAAAAAAUAUAGUGAUUGACCAGUAAUCUGUAUCAGCACUGGGUGGAUUUUUGUCUUAUCGGUAGAAUUUCCGAUUGUCUAAAACCGAUUGCAUUUCACGUUGAUACACGUUGCGUUUUAACGCAAUAUGUUAAAUUAAUGCGUGAAGCGAUCUUUGGUUGUACAUAGUAACAUGUUACGUUGGCAAUUAUCGUUAAAAAAUCGAGAUGAAUGACGUCACCGUUACUUAGUCAACUGAUAUUAUGACGUCAUUAUAAAAUCGGUAUCGGGUAUAUUGUCGCAUGAAUAAUCAGCAAUUCCCCAAUUGCUGCACAUUCGAUCAAUCACUAAAAAUAUAUAUUUCGAUGUUUAAUAUCAAAUGUUUUUUGAAAUACAAAGAUUUCUAAUCAAUGUUGUUGUAGCUUAUUUUAGUUGCUGAUGGUUAUCUCAAAACGUGUAGAGAGGUUCAGAUUUUGACUUCCGCUAUCACUAACGAUUAUCAACCAAUCAGAUGCGUUUAUUCUACCAGGUUACUAACCAAUGAAAUGCAUACUAAGUCUGUGAGAGAUAGCGGUGGUGAAAUUCAAAUCUGGAUCUCUCUAGUUAAACUGUAUUACAGUUGUCUAAAUUGUUUUUCUAUCUUUGAUUACAUGCUAAAAUUUCUUGCCAGGGUGCGAUGCUCUCAACUCCAGAUAUAACUUACGAAGGAUUUGGCUUCAUGCUUGCCUUUGGUGAUCUCGUCUGGGUGCCGUUCAUUUUCUCCAUUCAAUCUCGUUUCCUUGCUGAAUAUCCACACAAAAUAUCUUUAUGGCUCGCUGUUUUUGUCUUUGUUCUCAACAGUAAGUUCAACUGAUGUUUGCGUGAAGUUGUGGUGCAGGGGCCGGUUGUAUAAAAACGUAGUUAGCGCUAACUGCAGUUAAAAAGUAGUUAAAAAGCCUUAAAAAAUAGUUAACUUUAAUCACGUAGUUAAGCCGGUUGUAUAAAAGUGCAGUUAGCCUUAACUGCAGUUAAAAAGUAGUUAAAGUUAACUAUGCUUUAGGGUAUAGUUAACUGUCCAAAACGUAGUUAAAAAUGGCGUUUGUAUAGGAGUGAACAACAUUUUUCAGUAAAACAACAAUGAAAAGCAACGGUUACCUGAGAUUUUCAAUCGCUAUCUCCCCUGUGAAUGUUUCCUGACAAUAUAAACUCUUCAAGCGCUAUCGCUUUGGUGUUUUUACGAAAACAGAACAUAUUUUUGCACUGGACGAUUUCUCGAAGACGAAGUAUGGUCCAUUACACCAAGAAACACUGAUAUAUAAUUGCCAAACAGCUAUACCUUGGUUUAACGUAGACAUCUCAAGGAAAAACUGCAUUCUUUUAUGAUUUUUGUGGCGGUUUUUCUUUAUUUUUUGUUUAGUUUUCACUGUUUUCUAGUGUUUUGAAUAAAAUUCCCGCCUAUUUGCAAAAUACGAGUCCACAAUCAUGUUGAAAAUGUCUGUCAGCGGUCGUUACUCGCUGCUUACUUUAUGUAAUUUUGUGUUUAAACGCCCCACGCAAGCCCCACGCACAGUUAACUACGUGAUUAGUUAACUAUCCGACUAACUACGUUUUGUGCAACGCAGUUAAGUCAUGUAGUUAACUAAUUAGAGUUAAGGAUUUAACUACAGUGAUUAACGCUAACUACAGUUACCGCUAACUACGUUUUUAUACAACCGGCCCCAGAGUAGUUUUAUUCGAUCAUCUUGAAGUGUCUGAGCCAGUAGUGUAGGUAGUGUCAAUAAUAUAUAAACAAGCUUUCGUGGGUAGGGAUGCAGUUACCUGGAAAAAAAUAAGGAGAAUUUCGACGUUUCGAGCGAAGACCCUUUGUCUGGAGUAACUAGUAACUCCAGGCGGACUUGUUGCUGUAAAGUGUUUUUUUUAAUCUUGUGUCAUCUGCAUAAGGAUUAAGGGAAACGACACUUUAGGUUAACGUUUCGGUGGAGCAACCAAAUUAACCUAAGGCACUCCUCUAUACGAGAUUUUUAAAAAAGAUAAGUGAACAUUAUUUUCUCACUCAGAUAACUGAAAUAAACAUGUAAUUCAUCGACUGUGAAGACAACGCUCAUGCAUGUAGAGAAUUAUGAAGACCUAUGUUUUACCUCUUAAUUUUUUUGCAGCUGUUGGUUUUAUUAUAUACCGUGUGGCGAACUUGCAGAAGGAUCUAUUUCGACAAAAUCCAAGCCACCCAGCUGUUCAACGUAAGUAAAAUAUUACAUAAUAUUCCAUAAAAAAACUUACACUUUAAGUAACAGCUUUAUAGUUGCAAAAGAUGUUCUAGCAGUUAUUGGCAACUUGAAAAUUUAUUCAGAAAUGAAUUAUUUUCACGAAUGAAAUCUUGUAAUUUAUUUUUGAAAAAUAAAUGACAUAAAUUGAUGAGAGAGUGCACGCGAGAGUUGUAUGGCGGGUGGUCAAAAACGAGUGAAUCGCAACACUCGUCGACUCUCGUCAAUUCUCGUUCCUCCGGGGCUUUACUGUAGUUUCAAUGUUACACAGAAAUGUUGUACUCUUGUAGAUCUUGAGUCGAUGGCAACACUCGUUCCUGGUAGUCGUUUGUUGAUCUCUGGAUGGUGGGGUUAUGUUCGUCAUCCUAACUACCUUGGUGAUAUUCUCAUGGGUAUUGCAUGGUCAUUGACUUGCGGUGAGUGAUGGUAUUCUCAUGCAUGGGUAUUGUAUGGUCAUUGACUUGCGGUGAGUGAUGGUAUUCUCAUGCAUGGGUAUUGCAUGGUCAUUGACUUGCGGUGAGUGAUGGUAUUCUCAUGCAUGGGUAUUGCAUGGUCAUUGACUUGCGGUGAGUGAUGGUAUUCUCAUUGCAUGGUCAUUGACGUCAUUAUGAGGUCUAUUUAAUGUUCAAUGAGGAACUGUGAUUUGCUAUGAACCAUGUACACCUGUAACUCGAAGCAUUGAACCUAUUACUAAAUAUUUCUUCUUGAUAUCUCUUAUGUAGGUUUCACUCACGCCAUUCCCUAUCUGUACCCUGUGUACCUAACUAUCCUUCUCAUGUACCGAAGUUGCCGCUUUGAAGCACAUUGUCGUGAGAAGUACGGCCUCACUUGGGAGGAGUAUUGCAAGCGUGUUCGCUAUCGUAUUUUCCCCAACAUCUUUUAAAACACUCACUUUGUCGCCUUUACACAACCGUUUUAAUUAGAACUGGGAGAUCAGUAUUUUUAUUUUUGAACUCGUGCAUUGUACGAAACCUAUAACGAUAUAGCUAUAUGUAUCGUCAGCGAAUGGAUUAGUUUUUUACAGUACUAAAGCUAACUAACAUUGUUUUGGAAACCUUUUGUGAUCCUUCAAACUAUCCCAGUUCCCCAUACUGUUAUGCAGAAACAAAAUUCGCUUCCGGGAAGCAAAAAUGUUUGGUUCACCUUCGAGAAACAUGACUAGCUUUCAUUGUUUCCUGGUUAGCCACCAUUGAAAAACACGGCUAGGAAACAAUGUUUCCUGGUAUGGCCACCUUUGGCUUUGGGAAACAUGGCUAGGAAACAAUGUUUCCUGAACCGCCUUGCAUAUAACAUUCUCUGAUAUAUUUUUAUGUUGUAUAAAUAUUUUUAGUAGGAAAUUACUUUUGACUAUAAUAUAUAAUUACAACUUCACAUACGAGCGUUUAAUCCAUCGUAAAAGUUUGCUCCAAAGUGAUUAUAUAGUUGAUAUGACACUGCUAUCUAUUAUAAUGUUCGUAAUUGUUUUAUUUAAUUAUUUUCUUGUAAAUAGUUACUUUUAAACUAUCAUUGAUUUGUCCAACGCAACUGUACAGCUAGUUUAAUUAGACUUUUAACCAAUUUUUUCUGUAAAACGUAACGUCGU
Molecule: messenger RNA, 7587 nt
Organism: Paramuricea clavata
Lineage: Eukaryota; Metazoa; Cnidaria; Anthozoa; Malacalcyonacea; Plexauridae
Source: the annotation of a GenBank genome assembly